Molecule: messenger RNA, 2823 nt
Organism: Gopherus flavomarginatus (Mexican gopher tortoise)
Lineage: Eukaryota; Metazoa; Chordata; Testudines; Testudinidae
Gene: FLVCR1
Product: FLVCR heme transporter 1
Exons: 10
Coding region: 18-1583 (521 amino acids)
Biological process (GO): transmembrane transport; heme export; mitochondrial transport
Cellular component (GO): mitochondrion; membrane
Molecular function (GO): heme transmembrane transporter activity; heme binding
Source: RefSeq, a predicted model, not a curated record
GCGGGGAGGGCGCGGCCAUGGCUGGGGAUGGGGCAGAGGAGGAAGAUGAGGAGGGGGCAAUGCUGGCGGGGCCGCCGCCGCAGCCCAAUGGGUUCCUCCCGGGGAAGGAGGCCGAGCGCGGCAGCCCCGCGGCCGGGGCGGAUGCUGGGGCGCUCCCGGAGGCGCAGGCUAUGCUGCCUGCCCCGGACUCGGGCCCGGGCGUGGCGCGGGCGCCCAUCCGGCUCUCCUGGCGCAGGCUGGCGGUGCUGGCCGUGUUCAGCCUCUACUCGCUGCUGAACGCCUUCCAGUGGAUCCAGUACAGCAUCCUGAGCAGCGUCUUCGUGCGCUUCUACCGCGCCUCCUACACCCGCGUGGACUGGCUCUCCAUGGUCUACAUGGUGGCCUACGUGCCGCUCAUCCUGCCGGCCACCUGGCUGCUGGACACCCGCGGCCUGCGCCUCACCGCCCUGCUGGGCUCCGGCCUCAACUGCCUGGGCGCCUGGCUGAAGUGUGCCAGCGUCCGGCAGGACCUCUACCCGGUCACCCUGCUGGCCCAGACCGUGUGCGCGGUGGCCCAGGUCUUCAUCCUGGGGCUGCCCUCCCGCAUCGCCGCUGUCUGGUUUGGGCCCAAGGAGGUGUCCACUGCCUGCGCUGUGGCCGUGCUGGGCAACCAGCUUGGCACGGCAAUUGGCUUCUUGUUACCACCAGUUCUGGUUCCAAACACAGUUGAUGAUACUGAUCUAAUGGGGCAUAAUAUCAGCAUCAUGUUCUAUGGAACAGCAGCAGUAUCCACACUUUUAUUCUUAUUAACAGGAGUUGUGUUUGAUGAAAAGCCUAAAUUUCCUCCAAGCCAGGCUCAAGCAGUUCUCCAGGACGUUCCUCCUGAAGAUUACUCUUAUAAACAAUCAAUAAUUAACCUGUUCAGAAAUAUUCCUUUUGUGCUUUUGCUGAUCAGUUAUGGUAUGAUGACUGGGGCAUUUUAUUCUGUCUCCACAUUAUUGAACCAAAUGAUAGUAACACAUUAUCCGGGAGAAGAAGUGAAUGCUGGGAGGAUUGGCUUGACACUGGUGGUAGCAGGAAUGGUGGGUUCCAUUAUUUGUGGUUUGUGGCUGGAUUACACCAAAACUUACAAACAGACUACUUUAAUCGUUUACAUUCUCUCAUUUGUUGGAAUGACCAUAUUUACUUUCACCCUGGACAUUGGAAACCUUGUAAUAGUGUUUGUGACUGGAGGAGUGCUUGGCUUCUUCAUGACAGGUUAUCUCCCACUUGGCUUUGAGUUUGCUGCAGAAAUUACAUACCCAGAAUCUGAAGGCACUUCAUCAGGACUCCUUAAUGCUUCGGCACAGAUAUUUGGGAUUCUCUUUACGCUGGUUCAAGGAAAGCUCAUAACAGAUUAUGACCCUCGUGCAGGAAAUCUUUUCCUCUGUGCGUGGAUGUUUGUAGGCAUUAUUUUAACAGCCUUAAUCAAAUCUGAUUUGCGGAGACACACUGUAAAUUCUGGGAUUUUGAACACAGACAUUAAAGCUGUACCAGUUGACAGUCCUACAGAGCAUGAAAAGAAUAACACUGUGUUAAAAAACCAGUCAGAAUCAGCCGUGUGAGGCAGAUGGAAAAUACUCUAGAAAUGCACAAGUUUCAUGUAAUAGCGAACUGCACUGAUUAGCAUAAUCACUGGAUUUGUAUGUAUGAGUAGUACGAAUUUUGUUAGACUAUUGGUGUGAGUCGUGCAGUAUUACUGAAUGAAGUUGCACAAUUCAUUUUGCCUGAGGCAUAAACAGUUUUAACUUUAUAUUGAAUAUUUAUCAUAGCGUUUUUUAAAUUGGUAGUCUCAUUGGUAAAGGUUUCUAUGAAUGUUGUCCACCCUCCUGAAAGCAGUGCAUGCUCAGAAACUUAUGGUAAAGAACUUGCAUCUCAAAAUAUAAAUGUCAUAACAAAUGGCCAGUAAGUUUUUAAUGAAGUCAAUACAUUUGGUUAAUUCAUUUGCCCAAAGUCAUACUUUCCUGAUGCACAAUCCAUUACUGGGGAGAGAGGGACUGAGCAGACACACAACUGAAAGGGAUUGAUAUUUUAACAGUAUUUUUAAUAUAAAUGUGUUGCAAAUUUUAAACCAGUCCUUCUGUUUGAGGGAUUCUGUCUUUAGCACAAUACAUAGAACAAAAAAAUAAAUACAAAUUUACAGGCAUGAAUGUGUCAGUGAGUGAAAUCUGAAGCUUUAAUUGCCUUGGGGAAAACCACAGUAUAUAAAACUUGUUGUUCCCCAAUACAGGCAAGAGGAAAGGCUUUCUGCAUAAAUUCAUCAUAAUACUUACAGUGGAGACCUAAUAGUGAUCUAUUGAAUAUUGAAACUCUUUUACAAAGGUAAAGUGUUCAUAGGCAAUGGAGUGCUGUGACUUGAUAUACCUCCAUCAAAUGCUUUGAAUGCUACUUUAGAUAGCUGAUGUGAGAUGAGUACAUGUUUACAAAAAGAUUGUGCCUUUAUUGCUGAACGUUGUAAACAAGAGCCUUGGCUCCAUCUAAGUUAUAUCUGUGUGUCUUACGUUGUUGUGGAAAUUCCAUUGUACAUGUUUAAACACCUCCUCUGUGUAUUUGCUGACUUAACAGAAAAUGUCUUCCAUCCUUACCAUGUCUCUGCAUCAUGAACUGUAAUGAUAGUCUCUAGUUAAAUGCUUGUGUUUAUCAUGUAACUUGCAAACAACUUGCUUAGAAGUAAAACACAUUUGUCCUUCAGCUUUAAACAAAUUGUGAAAGGGAAGUGCUUCACGGCAUCAGCUGGAGCAUCUGCUCUUUGUACUGUGGGUCAUAAAUAAGGCUGAUUUUUGUCACAGUGAUCAUGGAAAUCAU